Molecule: messenger RNA, 573 nt
Organism: Opisthorchis viverrini
Lineage: Eukaryota; Metazoa; Platyhelminthes; Trematoda; Opisthorchiida; Opisthorchiidae
Exons: 4
Coding region: 1-573 (190 amino acids)
Source: RefSeq, a predicted model, not a curated record
AUGAUCCAAGUGUUCAUUACAGAAACCGAGAUACUGUUCCCACCAAUGACGAUGGUGACAAUGGUAGUCGGAAUCGAAUUGUCAUCGAGUGGCCAAACAGUCUUCUUAACGUUUUUACUAUUUGAUGGUCGCCAUACGGCAAUUUCGGGAGAGAUGACCCAAGUGCGCGAAGUUACUGACCGGAAGGUUCGUGGUUCGAACCCGACCUCUGCCUCUCGACUUCCCUUGUCUAGGCUUGGGCAACCUGGCUGUAUCCCAGCCCUCGUGCUUCCUUCGGGUAGCAUGGCAGUUAGGCACCGGAAGGGUGCUACAGCUGAACGAUAUAUACGGCAAUUUCGCUUUGAACGUUUCGGUAACAAUCAAGCUGGUAUUAUCAGUACGAAGCGGUGUAGCGCUCGGGGCGAGAAGGCUCAGUGGUUAGAGCGCGAAUUUACUGACCGGAAGGCCCGUAUUCGAAUCCGACCUCUGCCUCUCGACAUCACCUUUUUAGGCUUGGGCAACCUAGCUGUAUCCCAGCCCUCAUGCUUCCUUCGGAUGGUAUGGAAGCUAGGCACCGAAGGGUGUUACAGCUGA